Protopolystoma xenopodis is the source of this 285-nucleotide messenger RNA. Lineage: Eukaryota; Metazoa; Platyhelminthes; Monogenea; Polystomatidea; Polystomatidae. The record is from the annotation of a GenBank genome assembly.
CCACACUUCUCAGACAGCCAUCUCUAUCAGCGUUUGCUGGCACUUGUUUGGGGUGGUGAGCUAUCAGAGGCAACUUCUCCUAUGCGUCCUUUCCCUCUUGCCGUACACCAUACCACCGAUUCUGGCGAAUCUGUUCCAUUUCGUUCCCUCUUUGCCCUCUUCAUUUUACUUUUUACUCUAUUUAUUCUGGUAAUCGGAAACCCUGGUGCAAUGGACUUCAGUCAUGACAAUCCUUUCAUUGGCAUCACUCUCUCAGGCCUCUACCGCUCUGCAACAAAAAGCUAG